Eimeria maxima is the source of this 1335-nucleotide messenger RNA. RefSeq lists its product as hypothetical. The record is from RefSeq and is a predicted model, not a curated record. The transcript is spliced from 2 exons. Bases 1 to 1335 code for a protein of 444 amino acids. NCBI's taxonomy places the organism in Eukaryota, Apicomplexa, Conoidasida, Eucoccidiorida, Eimeriidae.
AUGGACCCGCACUCAUAUCCACUCCUUGGGGAUGUUGUGCCAUCCUCCGAUGAAACUGAAAAGCUAGAGGCUUCAGGAUCGGAAAGCAAACUAACACUUGACUACAGCGACUGGGAAGCCUAUGUAGGACGUCCCUUCAACAUAAAACCCUCCUACCUCUCUUCGGUACAUGCCCUGAGCGUAGUAUUGAUCUCAUUGGCUGUCACCUACUUCCUGCUGCGUUGUUUUGAGUUGACAAAAGUAAGAAAUCGGGUUGCUCCGUUGACCAGAGUUCUUGCAGCUGGGGACGGAAGACCAUGUCAGGAAUCUGGGGAAGAUGAAGAACUUGGGAAGAAUGAAGAAAGGGAUGAUUUUUGGUUUGAUGGACUCGACAGAAGUGCUCGGAAGCCACCGGCACAAGACGACUUUUCUGAAGGUUCGUCGAGGAUGUCAGGAGAUAUGCAGAGAUUGCCAGCAAUUUCGACAGUCGCGUCUCCCGCAGGUUUCGUUGGAACCGGUGGAUUGGCUUCUGGAACGCGUGGACUAGCCUCUGGGGUGGGAUGGACAACUAGUGUAGAGUCGACGGCAGAACCACUGGAGUACCAAACUUCUCUGGAGAGAAACGAAAGCGUUCUACAGUACCCGCAACCUCGAGGAACUCUGCAGCCUUGCUCCGAACAACUAGAAUGUGCAAGCGAUAAUGGUGAGCAGACGAGAGCUAAGGUGCAGCUGCGGGAAGGAGAAACGUUGGAAAUGUGGGAAAUGCGAAAGUUACCCCCUUUUGUUGAAACGCAGCUUGUGGGCGUAUUUAAUCGCACGAUCGAGGCUGUAACGGCGUGCCGAUCUCUUUUGCCGAGACUAGGAGGGGAACAACUACUUCAACUGCCAUGUGAAGUUAUGCGGUUGCUUGCCCUGGAACUGGGCGCUCUUUCCCUUGUCCGUGAAAACAUUGAACCCCUCCGGUCUGAACUUGGUCAAGCUAUUGUAGAUUUGGGGAUAGAUGCGCUACAGCGCUCAAACGCUUUACAUGGCUGUCAGAAUAUUACAAGGCACCGGGAGGAGAUCCGCCAACUGAUUGCCUUGGUACUUGAGCUCAAAGAUCCUCGCCCAAUGACAGAGUACAACUGCGCGGAUAAGUACAGAAUCAAGAUGAUUUCAUUGUUGCAAACGGCCCCUUUAACUGUAGGAUAUUGCUUGGGUGCCCUCGAGGCUCUGCAGGCGUAUACGCAUGAUGGGCGUUCUGCGCCAUUACCAAUGGUCGAUAACCAAAUAGCUUUGCUUAAAGCAUUGCCACCACGCUCCCCAGCAUCACCUGCCGCAGCGCCUUCCAAUGCCACUUCUCCACCACAGGUUUAG